Messenger RNA from Lolium rigidum, 1305 nucleotides. Its product is annotated as UDP-galactose/UDP-glucose transporter 7. NCBI's taxonomy places the organism in Eukaryota, Viridiplantae, Streptophyta, Magnoliopsida, Poales, Poaceae. Bases 22 to 993 code for a protein of 323 amino acids. The transcript has 8 exons. Gene Ontology annotation, cellular component: Golgi apparatus. Gene Ontology annotation, molecular function: antiporter activity; UDP-galactose transmembrane transporter activity; UDP-glucose transmembrane transporter activity. The record is from RefSeq and is a predicted model, not a curated record.
GCGCGCGCGAGAGAGGGAGAGAUGGGGUUGGAGGCCGGCGAACCCAGCUCAAUCCUCAGCUUAUCUUCGGCCUUUUCAUAUGGAGUUGCAUCUAUGGCGAUGGUUUUCGUGAACAAAGCUGUUAUCAUGCAGUAUGUUCACUCCAUGACUCUCCUCACGUUACAGCAACUAGCUACAGCACUUUUUAUACAUUUUGGGCAAGCUCUAGGAAUGUCCAAAAGGAAAGAUCUCAGCAUGGCAACAGCAAAGAAGCUUCUUCCAGUGUCAAUUUUCUAUAAUGCAAAUGUCGCGUUCGCUCUAGCAAGCUUGAAAGGGGUUAACAUCCCUAUGUAUAUUGCAAUUAAGAGGCUCACUCCCCUUGCUGUUUUGGUGUCUGGGUUCUUACGGGGGAAGGGGAAACCACCAACACAGGUGUCACUUUCAGUUAUCUGUACCGCCUUUGGUGUCCUUGUGGCAGCACUUGGAGAUUUUUCCUUUGACUUGUAUGGAUACUCCAUGGCUCUUACGUCAGUCUUCUUCCAGACAAUGUAUUUAAUUCUGGUGGAGAAAUCAGGCGCAGAGGAUGGUCUUUCCUCAAUGGAGUUGAUGUUUUAUAACAGCAUAUUGUCACUUCCAUUUCUCUUUUUCAUCAUCAUUGCAACAGGAGAAUUUCCCCAUUCUCUUUCAGUGCUGUCAGAAAAGACAGCUUCUGUGUCAUUCACUGUUAUUCUAAUUAUUUCACUGGUGAUGGGUAUCGUUCUCAAUUACACCAUGUUUUGGUGCACAAUUGUCAACUCUGCCCUGACAACUACAAUAGUAGGAGUUCUCAAGGGCGUUGGGUCUACUACCCUGGGUUUUGUUGUGUUGGGAGGCGUCAAAGUGCAUGCUCUUAAUGUCACUGGGUUGGUGAUCAACACAUUUGGUGGUGUCUGGUAUUCCUAUGCAAAGUACACGCAGAAGAAGAAAAUGCCACGAAAGAUUGCACCUGAUGAAGAGUCGCAUCCCCACAAGUAGCACCAGGGAAGGAUGCAAAUAUUGGAGGAGGGAAAUGAUGUUGUCCAAAUUCCAAUCAUCCUAGCAUAAGAUACACCAUUUACUUGCACUGAUUGCAGAUGAUUUUGUGCUCAUCUUUUCUGAUUUUUAUGUCUCCACAUGCUUAGAAGUGUACCUUCAUACUGUCAGAAUGUUGGCCCAUGUGGCAGGCCCAUAUGUGUAUGUGGCCCAUUCUAAAUUAUGUACAUUCUAACGGCAUGUCAAAAGUUAAGUCCCAAUUGCACUAGUCAAGGUGGUGGAGACUGGAGAGUGGAGACAAAUUUAUAAGGUAGA